AUGAGCUCCUCCGACUCUGCCGCACCAGCACCGGAAGUGCAACCCCGCUUCCAACAGCUUUUCACCGAGUUAGAAACCCGUUUUAAAGCAACUAGCCUUGGCAAUGACAAGUGGUAUAUCCUUGCUACCUCCACUCUAGCUGCUAGCCCGGAUCCCGAGCGCGCAGACCAGCUCUACUUGCACCUCAUCUCUCAACCCGAGUAUGCGACCUCGCCAGCUCGACAGGCUCUAGUGCGCCGUCUGCGCGAGGCACUUAUCAAAUCAGUCCCUAUCGUUGGUGUCUGCAAGCCCAUCGAGGCCAUUCUGUCUAUUGGCAAGAUUGAGCGCGAUGAGGACAAGGAUUACACCUUUACGCGCGAGAAUUGGCAGUGCGACGAGGCAAACCAUCAGCGCGGUUCGGAAUGGAUGCAGAAGCUAUACGCUCGCAACACCGGUGGCACUCUGAAUUUGUUUGCCGCGCACCAGGACUUUAAGUGGUUAUCAGAGGAGAUUACCUAUGGGUUGUAUCUUUCGGACCGGCAGAUUCUGGAUGAUGUGGAUACGCAGCUGGUUGUAUUGCCUGGAAUUAUGAGCCAGAACUUGCCGAAUGAGACACACUGGCACAUUCGGGGCACGAGACGAUUGGGUUUGCCUAAGGAGGAGGUUCAGGUCAUUUGGGAUUGUGUUCAGCUUGUGGCCAAGUUUUUUGAUGUGAAGUUGAACAAGGUGCCCACUGUCGAGUCAGUCGAACACGAUGUUUAG
Messenger RNA from Penicillium longicatenatum, 741 nucleotides. RefSeq lists its product as uncharacterized. The coding region runs from base 1 to 741 and encodes 246 amino acids. The record is from RefSeq and is a predicted model, not a curated record. The transcript has a single exon. NCBI's taxonomy places the organism in Eukaryota, Fungi, Ascomycota, Eurotiomycetes, Eurotiales, Aspergillaceae.